CUCUUUAUUCCCUCUUUGUCCCAACUAUUAGGGUUUCUACAUUUUUCUUCAAUGGCUUCUGCAGAUGUUGAGUACAGAUGCUUUGUUGGUGGGCUCGCAUGGGCCACCGACAACGAUGCUCUCGAGAAAGCCUUCUCUCCCUAUGGCGAGAUCGUUGAAUCGAAGAUCAUUAACGAUCGCGAGACUGGAAGGUCAAGAGGUUUCGGAUUCGUGACUUUCGCCUCUGAGCAGGCGAUGAGGGAUGCGAUCGAUGGGAUGAACGGCCAGAACCUCGACGGCCGUAACAUCACUGUGAACGAAGCUCAGUCCCGUGGCGGCGGCGGCGGCGGAGGUUUUGGAGGCGGAGGUGGUGGUGGAUACAGCCGCGGAGGCGGUGGUGGUGGAUAUGGUGGAGGCGGUGGUCGUCGUGAGGGUGGCUACAACCGAAACGGCGGCAGUGGAGGCUACGGAAGUGGUGGCGGCGGCGGCGGUUAUGGUGGAGGCAGAGACCGUGGCUAUGGUGAUGGUGGAUCCCGCUACUCUCGUGGCGGCGGCGGUGAUGGUGGAAGCUGGAGGAGUUAGAGUUAGGUUGUGGGUUGGGGUUUAUGGUUGGUUAUGUUCAGUUGUUCUAUUAGAUGUUCGAGUGUACUGGUACUGGUACUGGUUUAAGUUUGGUUAUCUGCAAUGGUUUCGUGUUCCUGUGGUUUCUUGUUUUUUGACCUCUGAAUCUGGUUGUUCAUAAACGAUCGAUUGAAAGGAUAUUCAGAAAUUUAAGAGCAUUAUAUUUCUACA
Molecule: messenger RNA, 771 nt
Organism: Gastrolobium bilobum
Lineage: Eukaryota; Viridiplantae; Streptophyta; Magnoliopsida; Fabales; Fabaceae
Product: small RNA binding protein 1-like
Exons: 2
Coding region: 52-561 (169 amino acids)
Molecular function (GO): mRNA binding
Source: RefSeq, a predicted model, not a curated record